AAGUUGAUCCUCGUCCAGCCAAGCCUAAUCUUCUCCGACAGGACGAUAUAGAAAAAAAAGAUACAAGAUUAUAAUUCCUGGAUUGUUUUGAAGACUUCAUUCAACCUUUAAUGAAUCAAAUGUGACUUUAAUGUUGCUCGACUGUACUGGGGACAACAGAAUGUGGUAGUGAGGUUGUGAAUCAUUCGGCAUUUAUCGAGAAAACUGCUGGAUUAGACCAGAGAUCGCGUUGUUCUGGGUUCAGGGAUACCCACUGUGACAUGUCGGGGGAUCCAGUUUUCGCGCUGCUGUGGCUAUGGAUUGGGAUUUCUGAUUCAGCCGGUUUCUUCUCUUUGCCACACCUUAGCAUCCAGAAUAAAGAGCAUGUAAUUAAUGCUAAUGACACUUUAAUAAUUAAUUGCAGUGGGCAUGGACCAGUGGAAUGGUCAUGGCCUAGAAACCACAGUAGCAUGGAGCACAGGAUAUCACUGACUAACUGCAGCAAAGGGAAUUGGUUUUGCAAAACUCUCAUUCUGACAAAGACCAAUGCAAAUGAUACUGGAAUGUACCGGUGUUACCAUACACAAUCACCAAUCCAUGUUGCUGCAAGUAUCUAUGUCUUCGUUCAGGAUGAUCAAAUGCCUUUUGUGAAUCCCUCCGACAAGCCAGAAGCACUGUUCAUAACUGAAAGUAAGAAGCUUGUCAUUCCAUGCAGGGUUUCCAUUCCAAAUCUUAAUGUCACCUUACAUACGAAAUAUCCAGAGAAUUACAUAGUCCCUGAUGGAACAACAACAUUGUGGGAUAAUAAGAAUGGUUUCAUUGUCUUGAGUCAGAGAAUCAGAGAUGCAGGACUGGUCCAGUGUGAGACAACAGUGAAUGGAAAAGCCUAUCAUUCUAACAUUUAUGUGCUGGUGGUUGUUGGAUUCAUGAUUUAUAACCUCACACUGAAUAAACCAUCCCCAGUGGAAUUGUCAGUGGGAGAGCGCUUGAUGCUAAAUUGUACUGCUAGAACUGAGCUGAAUGUAAGGCUGAACUUUCAUUGGAAAUACCCUGGAGAGAAGCAGAAUCCCCACUUAUUCUUCAAAAAUCAGAAGCAAGAAUUAUCACAAGGCCUGGAACUCUCAAGCAUUCUGAUUAUAGAUAACGUGAUAAAAAGAGAUGGAGGCAGAUAUAUAUGCCAUGCUUCCAGUGGAAUGAUGUCAAUGGAGCACAGCAUUGAUGUUAUUAUCCACGAGAAACCCUUCAUCUUCAUAGAUCACAAAGCCAGUUCAAUAAUUGAGACGGUGUUGAAAGAAAGGAAUGUCAAAAUUCCUGUGAAGGUCACAGGCUAUCCCCAACCAGAAGUGAAAUGGACCAAGAAUGGAAGACCAAUAAGCAAAGAUCACUACAAAAUAAAGCAAGUUGGAUAUACAUUGAUCAUCAGUGGUGUGACAGAAAGGGAUGCUGGGAAUUACACAAUUAUACUUAGAAAUCCAAUGUCAAAUGAAGAGCAACAACACACAGUUCAACUCAUAGUAAAUGUUCCUCCAGAGAUUCAUGAGAAAGAAGUGGCAACGCAUACUGACUUUCACAGCUACGGAAGUAGGCAGCCAUUGACCUGCACAGCAUAUGGCAUUCCUGCUCCUAGCAGCAUUAUUUGGGAAUGGCAGCCCGUAGAGAACUGUAGCUUCUCCUACAAUUAUCAGAGAGAAUUGGGAGCUCCCAAUAAAUCGAAUGAAAAUGAAAACUGGAGGAAUAUCACAGACAAUCAUGGCAGCAACAAGAUAGAAAGUUCAGAACCUCGAACUGUGUUCCUUGAAGGGAAGCAUAAGGUGGUCAGUACUCUUGUGAUUCAAGUAGCAAAAGUCUGCGCCAUGUACAGAUGCCGGGCUGUUAACAAAGUGGGAGAGGAUCAGAGGGUUAUCUUCUUUCCUGUAACCAAGGGCCUUGAAAUGAACUUGCACCCUACUGAUCAUCCUAUUGAAAAGGACAAUGUAUCUCUUCAGUGCAGAGCUGACCGAUUUAUAUAUGAGAACUUAAGGUGGUAUAAGCUCCAUCCAACAACCCUCCAAAGCUACCGUGGCACUCCAGCCAUCUUCUCUUGUGAGCACCUCAAACACAACGCUCAGGAGAUGGCCUGGAAGAUGAGUUCUGAACACAAGACUGAAAAUAUCACCAUUGGACUGAGCUUCAUUAAUGUAUCUCUUCAAGACCAAGGAGUUUAUCUUUGUGAAGCCCAGAAUAGAAAGACAGGUGCAAAACACUGUGUCAUGAAGACUCUCUCAGUAGAAGCUCAACAGGCUCCCUUGGUGCUUCAGAACCUGACAAACCAAACGGUGAACAUGAGCUCGUCUAUUGAGAUGAGAUGUGAUGUAGCUGGUGCCCCAAGGCCACACAUUAUAUGGUACAAGAAUGAGAAGCAGAUCCUGGAGGCGUCAGGCAUUGUUCUCGGCAAGCUGAACAGGACCUUGACUAUCCAGAGACUGAAGAAGGAAGAUGAAGGGAUGUACAAGUGUGAGGCUUGUAAUAUGCAGGGCUGUGCUGAAACAUACGCAGCAAUUGCUGUUGAAGGAGUUGAUGAGAAGACAAAUGUUGAGCUGAUUAUCUUGAUUGGCACUGGAGUAAUUGCCACAUUCUUUUGGCUGCUUCUAAUAAUCGUCAUUCGAAAAAUCAAGCGGCCCAGUGAUGCAGAACUGAAAACAGGCUACUUGUCAAUCAUCAUGGACCCUGAUGAAGUACCCAUGGACAAACAGUAUGAACAGCUGUCAUAUGAUGCCAGUAAAUGGGAGUUUCCUCGGGACAGGCUUAAAUUGGGAAAACCAUUAGGUUGUGGAGCUUUUGGCAAAGUGAUUGAAGCAGCUGCGUUUAAUAUCGAAAAGUACUCUACAUGCACAACUGUUGCUGUCAAAAUGUUGAAAGAAGGGGCAACGUUCAGUGAACAAAGGGCAUUGAUGUCUGAACUGAAGAUUCUUAUUCACAUUGGCCAUCACCUCAACGUAGUGAAUCUGCUGGGAGCCUGCACAAAAGUGGGAGGUCCACUGAUGGUGAUUGUUGAAUAUUGCAAGUAUGGCAACCUGUCAAAUUAUUUGAGAAGCAAGAGGAAUGACUAUGUUCCUUACAAGAAUAAGGCAAUGAGGUUAAAACAGAUGAAAGAGAAGGAUCCUUCUGAGGUGGACAAUGAGUUUAAACGGCGCUUGGACAGCAUUGCAAGUAGUGAGAGCACUACUAGUUCUGGCUUUGCAGAAGACAAAUCCCUGAGUGAUGUGGAAGAGGAAGAAGUUGCAGAUGACCUCUACAAGAACUGUUUAACGCUGGAGGACCUUAUCUCCUACAGCUUCCAGACAGCCAGGGGGAUGGAAUUCCUGGCCUCACGCAAGUGCAUCCACAGGGAUCUGGCUGCACGUAAUGUACUCUUGUCAGAAAACAAUGUGGUGAAGAUAUGUGACUUUGGUUUGGCUCGAGAUGUUUAUAAAGACCCAGAUUAUGUUCGGAAAGGAGAUGCACUGCUUCCACUUAAAUGGAUGGCACCAGAGACCAUCUUUGACAAAGUUUAUACAACACAAAGUGAUGUAUGGUCUUUUGGAAUUCUACUUUGGGAAAUAUUCUCAUUGGGUGCCUCUCCAUAUCCUGGUGUUCAGAUAGAUGAAGAGUUUUGUCAGCGACUCAAGGAAGGGACUCGAAUGCGAUGUCCUCAAUAUGCAACAACAGAAAUUUAUCAUACAAUGUUGGAUUGUUGGCAUGGAGACUACAAAAUGAGACCAGUCUUUUCUGAAUUGGUAGAACACUUAGGGAACUUACUCCAGACGAAUGCUCAACAGGAUGGCAAGGAUUAUAUUCCACUGAACAUGUCACUGACUAUUGAAGAUGAUUCGGGGCUUUCUCUGCCAACUUCGCCUACUUCCUGUAUAGAGGAAGAGGAAGGGAGUGAUUCAAAGUUUCAUUAUGACAACACGGCCAGAAUACGAUACAUUAACGGAAGCAAAAAUCAAGGCAGACCUGAAAAUGUUAAGACAUUUGAUGAAGAAACAGUACAAAAAGCAACUAUCAACGUGAAAGAGUAUAACCAGACUGAUAGUGGCAUGAUACUUGCAUCAGAGGAACUUAAGACAUUGGAUUCCAGACAGAGUCAAUCAAUGGCAUUUAGUGCUUUAAUUCCAAGCAAGAGCAAAGAAUCUGUGACAUCUGAAGUCUCUAACCAGACGAGUGGUUACCAGUCAGGAUACCAUUCUGAUGACACAGACACAGCUCCUUAUAGCAACGAGGAAGCACAGCCAAAGGAAAACUACUGCAACUCACCAGCUGAUUACAACCAUUUUUCUUUUGCAGGUUGGCCUCAGUACUUCUUCAACACUACAUUAACAUCUAUAUCCACCUUCUUGAACUAGAGUCUGCAAGUUUAAAGUUCUCUUGAAGACCCUAUUUGGAGUUACGCUCUGACUUCAGUUCUUUGUGAGAACAGGACCCGUUCUCAGGGCCUCACGACCGGCUGCUUUUUGAUAUCCCAAGAACGUGGCCUGGAAGAUUAGCGAGCCUUCAGGGUUCCAGGUUUUCGUGGCUCUGGAGGCAGGCUGAUUCUGGGCCAGUGCCCCUGACUGAGGUGCCGCGAGAGAAACAGAACAUCAGGAGCAGCGGGUUAGCUGCUAUAGGUUGUGUAUCCAGAGACCUGGGCCUUUCUGGGGCUGACUCUCUAGGUGCAGAGCUUAUAAAAAGUGAUGCAACCGACUUUUAACAUCAUAAAUCAGCGAG
This is a messenger RNA of Mobula hypostoma (lesser devil ray), 4704 nucleotides long. RefSeq names its product kinase insert domain receptor (a type III receptor tyrosine kinase) (gene kdr). The record is from RefSeq and is a predicted model, not a curated record. Lineage: Eukaryota; Metazoa; Chordata; Chondrichthyes; Myliobatiformes; Myliobatidae. Gene Ontology annotation, biological process: protein phosphorylation; vascular endothelial growth factor receptor signaling pathway; positive regulation of kinase activity. The transcript has 32 exons. Gene Ontology annotation, cellular component: plasma membrane; signaling receptor complex. The coding region runs from base 261 to 4343 and encodes 1360 amino acids. Gene Ontology annotation, molecular function: ATP binding; growth factor binding; vascular endothelial growth factor receptor activity.